Neoarius graeffei (lesser salmon catfish) is the source of this 1957-nucleotide messenger RNA. RefSeq names its product SCAN domain-containing protein 3-like. Bases 83 to 1957 code for a protein of 624 amino acids. The record is from RefSeq and is a predicted model, not a curated record. The transcript has a single exon. Lineage: Eukaryota; Metazoa; Chordata; Actinopteri; Siluriformes; Ariidae.
CUCAACACGUAGGCUAUUUUCCCACAGCGCUGCCUCAGAUCAGCUCAGUUCUCACGGUCAGCGACAGUGUAUAUUAGCUACAAUGAGCAAGAAGCAGCAAACGUCCUUAGAAAGUUUCUUUGGUUUGGGUAAGGGUGAAAAGAGGUCCAGCAUCGAUGACAAUAAUGAUCCCGGAAGCAACCCAAAGAAAAAGAAGGGAUCUUUCAAUAGGAGAUAUGAUGAUUCCUACCUAAAAUUCGGCUUUACACAGACCGGUGACUCGCAUGCUCCUAAUCCGUUGUGUGUGGUGUGCGGGGACAAGCUGUCGAAUGAGUCUAUGAAGCCAUCAAAGCUCAUUCGACACCUUGAAACUAAACACCCCACACUUAAAAAUAAACCUCUUGAAUUCUUUGAGCGCAAAAAGCAAGAGCAAGAUUCACAAAAACUCAUGCUAAAGACAACUACUUCUGUGAACGUGGCUUUGCUAAGAGCCUCGUACAGAGUGGCGUGUCAAAUAGCUAAGUCAAAGAAACCAUUCACUAUUGGAGAAGAGCUAAUUCUGCCUUCUGCCCAAGACAUGUGCAACGAAGUGCUUGGGGAGGCAGCAGCCAAAAAGAUAGGCUCGGUACCUCUUUCUGCCAGUACUGUGCAGAGGCGCAUUAAUGAUAUAGCGGAGGAUAUUGAGGCGCAGUUGUUGCAGAGGCUAAAAGGGUCGCCGUGGUUUGCAAUUCAGGUAGAUGAGUCCACUGAUGUGGAAAACAGGGCAAUACUUCUCGUUUUCGUGCGGUACAUUUUUGAGGAGGAUGUUGAGGAGGAUCUGUUGUGUGUGCUCUCCCUUCCAACAAACACCACAGGUGCAGAGUUGUUUCGGGCGUUGGAUGGUUACGUGUCAGGGAAAUUAGACUGGUCCUUCUGCAUCGGUGUAUGUACUGAUGGGGCUGCGGCGAUGACUGGGCGGCUGUCUGGUUUCACUGCGAGGCUGAGCGAGGUUGCACCUGACUGCGAACACACUGUCAUUCACAGAGAAAUGCUGGCCAGCCGUAAAUUGUCACCGGAGUUGAAUGCUGUAUUGAACGAUGUCGUUAAAAUGGUCAACUUCAUCAAAGCACACGCACUCAACACCCGGUUGUUUGAGCAGCUCUGCGAAGAAAUGAAUGCAGAGCACAAACGCCUUCUCUUGCACGCAGAGGUCAGGUGGCUGUCGAGGGGGAAGUCACUGGCCAGAGUGUUCGAGUUGAGAGAGCCUCUGCAGGCAUUUCUGGCAGGAAAACAGUCUGAUCUGGCUGCGCAUUUCAGUGAUGAACACUGGGUGUCAAAACUCGCCUACCUCUGUGACAUUUUUGCUUUGCUUAAUGAGCUCAACCUGACACUUCAGGGGAGAAUGACGACUGUCUUUAAAGUAGCAGACAAAGUCGCUGCAUUUAAAGCAAAGCUGGAUCAGUGGGGGCGUCGCGUAGACAAGGGUGUAUUUGACAUGUUUCAUUUAUUAGUGGGGCUACUGGGGGAAACGGAGCCAGCGCCAGCUCUAUCACAGUUGGUUCGUGACCAUCUCGUUGGGCUGUCGAAAGAAUUCGACCGCUACUUCCCAGCCUCCCGAGAUCCGCGUGAUAAGAAUGAAUGGAUCCGCAAUCCAUUUGCAAGAAUUCCUGACCACCUGUCCGUUCAGGAGGAAGCGCAGCUGAUCGAGCUGGCAAAUGACGGUGGUCUUAAGACUAAAUUUGACCAAACAAACUCUCUGCCUGCGUUCUGGGUAAACGCCAAACGGGAAUAUCCGGAAAUAGCCGUAAAAGCGCUCAAAACGUUGCUGCCCUUCCCAACUACUUAUCUUUGCGAGGCCGGGUUUUCCGCAAUGACAGUGACCAAAACAAAACUGAGAAACCGAUUGGAUAUUUCAAAUACAUUAAGAGUGUCACUGUCCAACAUCACCCCCAGAUGGGACAUUCUAGCUGCAGGGAAACAAGCACAGGGCUCACAUUAA